Messenger RNA from Amoebophrya sp. A120, 839 nucleotides. The record is from the annotation of a GenBank genome assembly. Lineage: Eukaryota; Dinophyceae; Syndiniales; Amoebophryaceae.
AUGGAAGACGCGAUUGGGAGGAUUUGCACAGCGCCCGGCGCGGAGGUGCCAACUGUAGAAAAAGAGACGCGGCGGAACACGUCUUGGGAGAUCUGGGCGACAAGCUUCGUUCUGACAUACCGCUUACGUCAUUACUCGGACGCGAAGUUGCAGAUUCGUGUCUCCGCCCUGGCACCUCCACGUGAAAGAGAAAGGAAGCGUGGUGUCUAUUUCUGUCGUUCAGGGUGAUGAUGAUCCCCCGCUGGAGAUCAACACGUACAAAAUGUAAAAAUGUCUGGGUCUAGAAGAUUGCCAGGUUUGUCAUGCACAUUUUGCAUGACUCCUGAUGUCUGUGAUGCAUGCCCCAGCAUCACAGAUUUUGUGGGGGCUUUCUGAUGCCUAUACUGCAUGACAAAUGCUCUUUCCGCGUAGCAAAACUUGGACUCUCUUUGCUGCUCAUGCAAUACAGAGCUUUUUAGAAUUCAAAAUCAGCAUGACGAGUUCGAUUCUUCCAGACCCAGACAUUUUUACUGUUGAUAACACGGGAGCAGCUCCGCGGAGGUUCCGGUGACACGGGGUCCGACUCCUCACAGCGGUCCUGUGCAAGGGACGAUCCCGACUGAGCUCCUAGUUUCCAUGGAAGACGCGAUUGGGAGGAUUUGCACAGCGCCCGGCGCGGAGGUGCCAACUGUAGAAAAAGAGACGCGGCGGAACACGUCUUGGGAGAUCUGGGCGACAAGCUUCGUUCUGACAUACCGCUUACGUCAUUACUCGGACGCGAAGUUGCAGAUUCGUGUCUCCGCCCUGGCACCUCCACGUGAAAGAGAAAGCGUGGUGUCUAUUUCUGUCGUUCAGGGUGA